Lolium rigidum is the source of this 1479-nucleotide messenger RNA. RefSeq names its product obtusifoliol 14-alpha demethylase-like. The coding region runs from base 1 to 1479 and encodes 492 amino acids. The transcript is spliced from 2 exons. Gene Ontology annotation, molecular function: heme binding; oxidoreductase activity, acting on paired donors, with incorporation or reduction of molecular oxygen; iron ion binding. NCBI's taxonomy places the organism in Eukaryota, Viridiplantae, Streptophyta, Magnoliopsida, Poales, Poaceae. The record is from RefSeq and is a predicted model, not a curated record.
AUGGACUCGACAGUCAGUGCUUUUUGUUUCGUCGUAGCCUUUCUUUCCAUCACUGCUGUAGUAACAAAGAUUGCAAGAAAAAGUAUUACAUCUGAUGUAAUGUCCAGAAAACCUCUGCCACCCGUUGUGAAUAUUCUUGCUAUCUUAAGACUUCUCCCAGCAAUUUUCACAACGGAAAUACCAGCUAUCAUUGACUCUCUUCAUGAAAAAUUUGGUAGUGUAUUCACAAUAAGUUUAUUUGGGACAAAAGUAACAUUUUUGGUCGGACCAGAGGUCUCGCAACAUUUCUUUCAAGGGAUGAAAUCAGAAAUCAGCCACGGCAACUUACUUGAAUUCACUGUGCCCAUGUUCGGUAAACAUGUUGGGUAUUCAGUAGAUGCUGCCACUCGCAAAGAGCAAUAUCGCUUCUAUAUGGAUGCACUUACCAAGCCAUCGGCUUUGAGGAGUCAUGUUGAUCCCAUGCUUCAAGAAGUGGAGGACUACUUCUCAAAAUGGGGUGAAGAUGGUAUAAUUGAUCUCAAAUAUGAACUUGAUUAUCUAAUAAUGCUCAUCACGAGUCGGCGCUUUCUAGGGAAAGAGGUUCGGGAGAAGCUGUUUGAUGAAGUCUACUCAUUAAUUCAUUGUAUUGGAAAUGGUAUCAGCCUUAUCAGUGUUCUGUUUCCAUAUAUCCCAAUUCCUGUACACAAUCGACGCGACAGAGCGCGUGUCAAGCUGGAAGAAAUAUUCUCUGAAGUCAUAACGUCACGAAGGAACUCGAGUCUAGUUGAGGAUGACAUUCUGCAGAAGCUGAUUGAUUCAAAGUACAAUGACGGACGAUGUACCACCGAAGGAGAGGUUUCUGGCAUGACUCUCGCUAUGAUCUUCGCUGGAGAACACACAAGUUCUAAUGCUAGUACUUGGACUGGAGCUCGUUUACUCAGCAAUGACAAGUGGUGGUCAGCUGCAGUCGAAGAGCAGAAGCAAAUCAUUCAUGGAUCCAAUGGUCGAAUAGACUAUAGUUCAUUGUCAGAGAUGGAUGUCCUACAUAGAUGCAUCAAAGAGGCACUGAGGAUGCAUCCUACAGCACCAGUGUUACUUCGCAAAGCCCAUAAACAAUUUGUUGUGCAAACAAAAGAAGGCAAUGAAUAUGAAAUCCCAGCAGAGCAUGCUGUUGUAGUCCCUAUGCUAACCAACAGUAUGCUGCCUUACAUUUAUAAAGACCCUCAUGUGUAUGAUCCAGAUAGGUUUGCUGAUCCCGGGAGAAAGGAAGAUAAAGUUGGUGGAAAAAACUCUUACAUAGCGUUUGGAAGUGGAAGUUUUACUUGCAUUGGGGAGGCUUAUGCUUACUUGCAACUGAAAAUUAUAUGGAGCCAUCUGCUAAGAAACUUUGAGCUCAAACUAGUUUCUCCUUAUCCCGAUACGGACUGGAGCUCGUACACAGUAGGGCCUAAAGGGAAGGUAUUGGUAAGUUACACGAGACGUUGUCUGUCCAGCACUUAG